UCACAGAGCACCAUCUCACCACCACUCAGUCACAGAGCACCAUCGAACGGAGAAGAUGAUAACGCUCGGGAUGGGAUCUCCUUGCUGCCGUCCUCCACAUCUCCUCACGUCCCUGCUUCCUUCUUUUCACUUAGGAUUUUGCAUCGAGUUAUAUCCUUGACUCGAAGGCUUCGGCGCCUCUCUACCAGGGGCAUUUCUCCUGGAGAAUUAAUGGCGAAAAGGGAGAAGGAGAUGAGUGCGAUACGGUUGAAGAUGACGAAGGAAAUCAAUAAGGAGGUGGACCUCAGAGCGAAGCUCUUCGUGCUCCGGGUCCAGAAAUCUGCGUAGAACGAGUUCAAAUCUAAGAAAUGACUUUUCCAAAGUUGCUGCUUGCAUGGCUCAUGUGACCAGAACCGAUGAGUGUGAAGGAAGAGAGAUGUGGCUGUGAACCAUGGACACGUCGUGCACCUUGCCAACGAGGACGAUUUGGAUGGAUUAGUUAAUUAAUUAGCACGGAAGUCUUCGGUGACUACUACAUCCAACGGCAGAGAGUUAAUUAAUGCAUUCUUGGCGCCCACGAAAACUGAUAUCAGAAAAUAAGAAAGCAUCAAGUUCAGUGAAAAUGAAGUCUUCGGUGACUACUAUAUACAUCCAACAGCGUAGAAUACCGAUAUCAGAAAACAAGAAAGCAUCUUGGUCAGUGAAAAGUAUUUACCAUAAUGAUAAUAAGGUUCUAUAUAAAGAUCAAAAGACUUAUCAGAGGUGCAUCGAAAGCUUUGUCUGAGGAUUAUUUGCACUGCAACAGCAACUAAUUAAUCUAGUUUCUAUCCGAGGCAAACAAGACCAAGACAUGGAGCGCUCAACCAAAGCUCAUCUCGUGUGCAUGGCAGUCCCUGCUCAAGGCCACAUCAACUCCAUGCUCAACCUCGCCAAAGUCCUCCACUCCAAGGGCUUCUUCAUCACCUUUGUCAACACCGAGUUCGUCCACCGUCGCUUCCUCAAGAAUCCCGAAUCACUCUCCUCCCUCGACGGCCUCCCUGACUUCCGCUUCGCCAGCAUCCCCGACGGGGUCUCGCCCUCCAACGACGGCGACGAACACAAACAAGACAUUCCUAAUCUCAGUCUAGCAAUAAAAAACAACUGCCCUGCUCCAUUUCUCAAGCUUUUAUCUUCAAUGAACGAUCCGAACUCUGGUCUGCCGCCCGUUAAUUGCGUGAUCUCAGAUUGCUUCGCCAGCUUUACCCUUGAUGCCACCACCAAAUUGGGGAUCCCUAACGUAUUUUACUGCGCAUCAAGCGUGUGUGGCUUCAUGGACUUCUACUACUGCAAGGAUUUGAUGGAGAGGGGAAUCAUCCCAUUGAAAAGUGAAGAUGAUCUUACAAAUGGUUACUUGGACACCUUAAUUGAUUGGAGACCAGGAAUGAUAGACGUCCACAUGAGAGACUUGACAAGUUUCAUACGAACCACCAACCGUAAUGAUAUAUUGCUCAACUUUAUCAUUGAUGAGACUCAUGCAUCUCUCCAAGCCACAGCAAUCAUCUUCAACUCGUUCUCCGAAUUAGAAUCACCACUUCUUAAAGCAUGCUCAUCGAUGCUACCUUCAGUGUUCGACAUCGGCCCCAUGUGCCUGCUUUCUCAGUACAUUUCUAAUGAUUCAUCAAUCACAUCGUUCGGUAGAUUAAACCUUUGGAAAGAGGACUUGGGUUGCUUGGAAUGGUUAGACGAAAAGGAACCGGGUUCUGUGUUGUAUGUCAACUUUGGUAGCAUGGCAAACUUGACGAGUAAACAGCUCUUGGAGUUCGCAUGGGGUCUGGCCAACAGUGCAUGCCCGUUCCUUUGGGUUAUUAGACCGGACCUUGUUGAGGGCGACACGGCGUUGUUGCCACAAGAGUUCUCGGAGAUGACCAAAGGAAGGAGCUUCAUCACAAGCUGGUGCCCGCAACAGAGAGUGUUGUCUCAUGCCGCAGUUGGAGGUUUCUUGACACACUGCGGAUGGAAUUCUACAACGGAGAGCAUAUGCGCAGGAGUUCCCAUGAUCUGCUGGCCAUUCUUUUCGGAUCAGCAAAUAAAUUGCAGGUACAUAUGCUCUGUUUGGAAAAUUGGGAUGGAGAUUAAUGAAGAUGUAGAGAGGGAAGAGGUGGCGAGAUUAAUCGAGGAGAUGAUGAGAGGGCAGAAGGGGAAGGAGAUGAAGAAGGCGGCAAUGGAGUGGAAAGAGAAAGCAUUUGAGGCAGCCAAACCUGGUGGAGGAUCUUGGAUAAAUUUGGAGAGGCUUAUCAAGGACAUAAUUACAAAAGAGUGAAAGAAAAGAAAAGAAGAAGAACAAGAUAUGAAUAUAAGAAUAAUCAUGGAAUUCCACUUUCAUAUAGUUUUCAUGUCUUAUAUCAGUGUAAUCCGAAUUUUUAUAUUGAAUAAAUAUACGUGUCGUUGAAUUG
Molecule: messenger RNA, 2411 nt
Organism: Zingiber officinale
Lineage: Eukaryota; Viridiplantae; Streptophyta; Magnoliopsida; Zingiberales; Zingiberaceae
Product: 7-deoxyloganetin glucosyltransferase-like
Exons: 4
Coding region: 830-2278 (482 amino acids)
Molecular function (GO): UDP-glycosyltransferase activity
Source: RefSeq, a predicted model, not a curated record